Lindgomyces ingoldianus is the source of this 1137-nucleotide messenger RNA. RefSeq lists its product as uncharacterized. The record is from RefSeq and is a predicted model, not a curated record. Lineage: Eukaryota; Fungi; Ascomycota; Dothideomycetes; Pleosporales; Lindgomycetaceae. The coding region runs from base 1 to 1137 and encodes 378 amino acids. The transcript is spliced from 4 exons.
AUGAAUUAUGAAAGAAGUGAUGUCUUGUGGAGGAGCUAUGGUGAGACGCCAAGCUCAAGGUUGAUUGGGCAACCUAUUGCAGAACCCUCCAGCUCACAUCUCCUAAUAGGAGCCAUCUUCCUCAUUCAACAUUUGAAUAUUUUUGGAAGCCACGUGUACUGUGCCAUAUUGCCAACCUACCCCACCUUCGCAUCUACCCUAUCUUCAACUCUCACCCUCGUUUGGAGUAUCUUCACCAUUGUAAUGCACAUGACCCGCACAGUACGGCUUUGUCACCCCCGAGGCUCACCUGGUCUUCUGAAGGGAACCUUUGUAGCAUCGCCUCACAACCGCGCGUUCGCAUGGAGAAAUCCGUUAAGCAGGAAGAAGACACUAGCCCGUACAUUCUCAAUAUCUUCCAGCGCCAGUCACCCCUGGGAAAGCGGGCGAGAAUCUCCUGAGCUACGUAGACGUGCGAAUUGGCAUAGUUACAUACGAGCCUGCGUUGACGAACACAAUAACAAUAAGUGGGGCUUCCUGAUAUACCGUUGCGAUUACAGCUCUGAAGACGCCUGGGCUAAAUUCAUGUCGAUCUAUCAAUGGAAUAUGAGGGAAGCCCUCGAGGUUCUGAAAGCAACAGAUUUGUUACCCUCACUGGAAUGGACCGUGAAGGAAGAUCGAAAGACUCUCGACCAGGCGAGCGUUGACCAGGUCCGAGAAAUCUUCAAGAGCUGGGUCGAAGGAGACGAAGCCAAGGAAGAACUACGCGACGCACCGCACCCGGGUCCUUCCCGGUACGUGAGGUAUACGUACUGCGUGCAUGUUGAUGCGGAUGCGAUUGAUUCUGUCGUAAACCGCGCUCCACAGCCUCCCAAAUCUGACCACAAAAAUAUUGGAUACGUGAAUCUCGUGCGACUCCGUCCGAGUGAUAUGAUACCCUACGGCGGUCUACCCAUUGAUCCUGAGGAUGAAGAGCAUGAUAAGGAUGAGGGAGACGAUAAUUUUGUGAAGGUUGGUCUUAGUUCUCUAGACCCAGAACGCUAUGGGACACUGGAGAGCGCUUAUUUCUGGGACUUAAUGACGAGGUACCGCCGAAAGGAGGAUGUCGUGCUUGCAAAUGAGCCAUCUCUGCCGACUUUUCCCUACCUUAUGGUUUGA